CCUGACGGGAGCAGGUGGAUGGUGGAGCACUAGUCAGGUAUAGCGCUUAGGCCGUGUCGACGAGUGAGGGUGAGGGGUGGCUAUGAUGGACUUGGAUGGGUAUGGGUUCGGAUGCUUUCGGGCGUCAUGGCGCAGAUCAGGCUCAGAUGAGAUUCUUUGCUGUCCAAAAAUCGCGUCCUGGAGAAGUUGUGUGUGCGACGGUCGCUGACCCGCAGCUGUUGUUGGCUUUGGACUUCCCGUGUUGGCGGGCAGGGAUGGCUCUGCAGCGGUGCGUCGACGUCAGAAGCAUGCACGCCGACGCGACAGCAGCCGCACCCGCCAAAGGCCAUUCACGCAUCCUGCGCUCGCCUUGUCCACGCCCCCGGCAACGAUGAACGUGUAGCUGCACCAUGUAGAGGCAGCCGCCGCACUGUAUCAACAUGGACCCCAACAUCACCAAGGCGCUCAGCGAUAAGCUCUACGACAAGCGCAAAAGCGGCGCCCUCGAGCUCGAGGCCCUCAUCCGCAAUGCACUCCAGGCGCAGGACCACGACAGGAUAGCAAAGAUCGUCCACGAGCUCUGCCACCACUACGCAUACGCUGUCCACCAACCGCACGCCCGCAAUGGAGGCCUCAUUGGUCUGGCUGCGGCUUCGAUAGCAUUGGGGCCAGAAGUAGCCCGCUACCUCGAAGAAAUCGUUCCUCCGGUCCUUGCCUGCUUCUCUGACUCGGAUGCGCGCGUUAGGUACUAUGCAUGCGAGAGCAUGUACAACAUUGCAAAGGUGGCAAAGGGAGAAAUACUUGUAUACUUCAACCAGGUGUUUGAUGCAUUGUGCAAGCUUGCCGCCGACUCAGAGCUAUCAGUCAAGAAUGGAGCUGAACUGCUCGAUCGCCUAGUGAAGGACAUUGUGUCCGAGUCCGCUGCCUCGUACAUAUCUGUUCUGCACCACCCAGAUGAGCCGCUCGGCCACCCAGACGACUCGCCAGAACCUCCCCCUCACCAUCUCGAGACCGCCUUCAACCUCGAACGAUUCUUACCCCUUCUCGAAGAACGCAUAAACGUCAUCAACCCGUUCACACGCUCAUUCUUGGUUGCGUGGGUAACCUUGCUCGAUUCGAUACCCGACUUGGAGCUCAUUGCUCGCCUUCCUCGCUUCCUCGGCGGCCUCUUCAAGUUCCUCAGCGACUCGAACACCGAUGUGUACACCAUGACGCAGGUUGCGCUGGACAGGUUCCUCAACGAGAUCAGGAAGAUUGCAAGAAUUAAGAAAGGCAUCGCAGAGAGCAAAAGAAGCCAGAGCAAGGACGGUCGGAGACUUUCCACGUCAUCAAGCACUCGCAGCGAUGCUGGAGGUGAGAGCGAAACCACAGGAAGUACGCCGCUCGAGCAUCACGUGUCGGUAGAAGACGGCGACAAUGCAAGUGGACACAGUGAGUCGCUAUCUGGCGAUAGUGGGAAGUCUGUGAAUGGCGAUGGCGACUGGAUCCCAGGACAAGAUGUCCACGUCGACCACCCAAAGAUUUUGGCGAUUCUGGUUAGCUUCCUCAGCUCACCAUCAGACGCGGAAGAAGAGCAGACUAGCAUCCUCCUCACGUCUCUGCGCUGGAUUAAGGCGUUCUUCGACAUCUGUCCCGAGGACAUCAUGCCAUUUGUUCCAAGCUUGCUUUCGCACGUGCUGCCACGCAUGUCACACGAUGUCGACGAUGUCCGCAAGGAGGCUCAAGAAGUGAACGCCUCGCUGAUGGAGUACAUCAUGUCCCUAUCUGAAGAUGGUCAGCCAAACGGCAACAUAAGCGACAAGAUUCAACUUCCACCUUCGCUUUCCGAGCUCGGCAAAGAGCUCACAGGCACUCAGCGACGAGACUCGAAUCUAUCGGCCAGACUCCUCAAGGCAGUCAUCCGUGACCAGGCAGCAGAAGGCAAGGCAGGCACGCAGUCUCCGAUACCAGGAGAAGACGGCGGCCCUUUGCCACGUCCAGUACCUGAACUGGACUACCAGGCUUCUGUCAGCGCUCUAACUCUACAGUUUCUCAACGAACACGAAGCCACACGUGUCGCGGCGAUUGCAUGGCUGAUCAUGCUACACAGAAUGGCACCUGGAAGGAUACUGACGGUCGACGACGGGACCUUCCCGGCGCUACUAAAGACACUGUCGGAUCCGUCUGAUGCGGUUGUUACACGCGACCUGCUAUUGCUAUCGCAGAUCUCGAUGCACAGUGACGAUACGUACUUUACGUCUUUCAUGGUUAAUCUCCUGAAGUUGUUCUGUACGGAUCGAAGACUGCUCGAGACACGAGGCAACCUGAUCAUCCGACAGCUGUGCCUGACGCUGAGUGCGGAGAAGAUCUACCGCACAAUGGCAGACUGCAUCGUGAAAGAUGAGGAUGUCGAGUUUGCGAGCAUCAUGGUUCAGAACCUCAACAACAACCUCAUCACAGCACCUGAGCUUGCCGACCUGCGGAGGCGUCUCCGCAACUUGGAAAACAAGGACGGCCAAUCCUUCUUCGUUACGUUGUUCAAAGCUUGGUGCCACAACGCAGUGGCCACCUUCUCGCUCUGCCUACUCGCCCAAGCUUACGAGCAAGCAUACCACCUGCUCCAAAUCUUCGCCGAUCUCGAGAUGACGGUAAACACGCUCAUCCAGAUUGACAAGCUUGUGCAGUUGCUGGAAUCACCAGUGUUUACAUACCUCCGCAUGCAGCUCCUCGAGCCGGAGAAGUACCCUCAACUGUACAGGUGCAUGUACGGGCUUCUCAUGCUCCUGCCGCAAUCGUCGGCGUUUGCGGCUCUGAAGAACAGGCUGAACAGCGUGUCAGCCAUUGGCUACCUGCACAUUGCCCCACGGACGUAUGUACCCCAAUCCAACACGCUGAACCAUUUGAGGCAAAAAAGCUCAGAAGUGGGUACAUGCAGCGCACCGCAGGGACCUUCUGCGUCCGGGUUCGAGCGGCCCAACCGACUCAAAGCGAGAGAAGAAGGCAGCGUCAAGUGGGUGGAGCUCCUCGAUCGGUUCAAAGCAACGCAGGAGAAGGCGCGGCGCACGCAUCAGCACGUAGCCAUGGGCGAAGACGUGCCAGCGGGCCUCGAGACGGUCGAGGAGAAGAUUCCAAAGGGCCCGCCGGCGGUUCCACCGAAGCACGCAGGUCUGCGACCCAACUCGCCAGCGGGAGCGAUGAGGCCGCCCGUGACGACGGCGGCAGGCAGUGCAGCGCAGGGGCACAAGCCGAGAUCUAGCCUGAGCAAUCUUGGACGGUUCGCGGGAGGCGUGGCUGGGCGGAACAGGAAGAAGUGACGAGAUGUAGAAGCCAGGUGUGUUUUUGGCGUCUCGGGUAUCUUCCAGCGUUGCAUACGUCUUGAGCAUAGUCCGGGGUUAGAAUGCAGUCAAUGCAGUCAAUGCAGUCGAUGCAGUCGAUGCAACCAGUGCAACCAAUGCAGUCGAUGCAACCAGUGCAACCAGUGCAGUCAAUGCAGUCAGUGCAACCAAUGCAGUCAAUACAAC
Didymella exigua CBS 183.55 is the source of this 3479-nucleotide messenger RNA. RefSeq names its product ARM repeat-containing protein. Bases 420 to 3272 code for a protein of 950 amino acids. Gene Ontology annotation, biological process: phosphatidylinositol biosynthetic process; positive regulation of kinase activity. The transcript is spliced from 8 exons. NCBI's taxonomy places the organism in Eukaryota, Fungi, Ascomycota, Dothideomycetes, Pleosporales, Didymellaceae. The record is from RefSeq and is a predicted model, not a curated record. Gene Ontology annotation, cellular component: PAS complex; endosome membrane; fungal-type vacuole membrane.